CAUAGGAUUUUAUUGUAGAAAACAUUUUGUUAUUGUUUUGUCAACAUUGUGGAGGUCGUAAGCAUAUGUUACAGGAUGUAAAAAUCAUUUUGACUAAUCGCAUGAAUCCAUUGAAAGUCGUGUCUAUUUUCUUUUGAAGCCAUCCCCCUUUUUCUCUCCAGUUAUCACAGCGAGCAUAGACAGAAACGAAGAAAUGGUCAAAAGGAAGUCUUGUCGAAUAUAAUAAUGUCAUUUCCUCUGAAAAUGAAUAAAAAACAAAAGGUGAAAAGAGAGGUGGCACUUUCUCCUAGAACUGAUGGUAAUAUAUUCUCAUUGGAGCUACUGAAGUGAUUUAAAUAAAUUAAUACGGUUAACGGUAUGCAGUACACAUCUGUGAACGAGAGUAGUAACAAUCAGUCACUGCAGAUUAUCAUGGGGAAUACAAGUGCUAGUCCGCAGACGUCAGCUUUUCUACCCAAUAUAACAGACUUUUCUUCAAAGAAAAAUAAUACGGUUAUUAAUUCUGGAAUAAUGUUUGGGGCAGGGGUUUUUGGAAAUAUUUUAGCGCUUAUUGUUUUAAUUCGAUCCGGACCAGAACAAAAAAGGACUAUAUUUUACAGAUUAGUAGCUGGUCUUUGUGUCACAGACUUAUUAGGAACAACAUUGACAUCACCCGUUGUGAUAGCUGUUUAUGUGAAUAAUUUCCGAUGGAUGGGCGGAACAGCUAUGUGUAAUUAUUUCGGAUAUGUGAUGAUCAUGGCAGGGUAUGCCACAAUGUUGAUUGUAUGUAGCAUGUCUAUAGAACGGGUCGUUUGUAUAAAACAUCCACUUAUAUACAAUGCCAGGUCAUCUACAAAACAUGCUACAAUGAUUUUAAUAUUUUGUUGGGCCUUAGCAGCUUUCAUGGCCGCGCUACCGUUUAUGGGUUUUGGCAAUGUAGUGCUUCAGUACCCUAAGACGUGGUGUUUUUUCGACUAUUAUACGAAAGAACCGGUUGACAAGGCAUUCAAUUAUUUAUUUGCGAUAUUAGCAACUGUGAUUAUUUUUGUGACUGCUUGUUGUAAUUUAACUGUGAUGUGUACUCUAAUAAAAAGUCGCCGUCGCCAGUAUCUACUCGCCGCAGGAAACGGCAGAAGAAGAUAUUUUAGUCACUCUAAACGAUUCACUGAAUGUCAGAUGUUAGUACAAUUAGUAGGCAUAACUAUAGUGUUUAGUACUUGUUAUAUGCCUCUUAUGGCACGAGUCAUUAUAAACCAAACAGAACUGUUACCACGAAAUGUUCGAUUGGAUUUAAUCAUGAUUAGAUUCGCGUCACUCAAUCAAAUAUUAGACCCGUGGGUUUAUAUUCUAUUGCGGAGAGAAUUGUUAUGGAAAGUGAUAUCAGGCUUUAAAAUGUUGUGUCGUAUUAAACAAAACGAACCCGACAUUAUUCCACAGAGACCUAACUUUGACAUAGAUAAUGAUACGUGUUGUAUAUUUUGUUAUCAUUGUUUGUGUGACCCCCCAGUGAAACGUCCAAGAGCAGAAUCUACGUAUUUUUCAACAUAUGAAUCAGAGCAUCGCCGCUCAACUCUGACGCCAUCGACCCCAAAUGGCAUUCGAAGGGGCUCAUUAAGCGAAACGAAUAGAAACCUUUGUCUACUGGUGAACCAACCUCCAUACAGCAGGGUUAAUAACAAAUCACCAUCCUAACCCGAAACAACGUAUCGAACAUUUAAUAACGACGCCAUGACGAGUCUCGUGACGAGUACAUCCUACUGCUCAGUCGUCAAGUUUUGCCAGGAAGUUUAGAACAUGCACACAUGUUUUCUUUAUAAGAAACAAGAAUGUUUUGUAUUUAUUUAAUUUUUUUUUUAUUAAUUUUUAGCUAUGGUCUUUAAUUUGUAGACUACUAUAUGUUAUUCGGGUUCUUCACAGGGAAUAUGGGCCCAUAUCCCCUGUGAAGCCCGAUUAACAGUUAUAUUAUAUUAUACUGGAGUGUCCUGAUUUUAACAUUAUUUACCAUUCGUAUCUUCGUUUUUGUUAAAUGGGGAUAUGGAUUAAGAACCCUGUCAAGGUAACCAAUCAAAUUGCAGGAUUAGCCUGGAUAUCUGUCAAGGUAACCAAUCAAAUUGCAGGAUUAGCCUGGAUAUUUCACUCCAAUAUACUAUAACUACUUAUUUGGGGAAUUUACAAGUUAAAUUAUACAUGACAUACUUAUCGCAGUGAUUUGUUCAUGUUCAUAAAAAGAAAUUUUUCUUAUAAACAAAAUUAUCAACAAAAACAAAAAGAGGUGUAGUCAUUUCCCAUGUAACUGCUUCACAUAUAGUUUCAACACCGGAACAUUAAUAAAGGAUAGUGUCACGAGAGGAAAAUGAUUGACCUGUAGAAUUGUGUAACAAGAGCCUGACUGAAUGACCUCUUGUUAUUGAAACUGUGUGAUUCACCUGAUCACACAACGAACGGUUAUUCUUUAAAAUGACAAUGACAACUCUGGAUCUGAAACUCUGGUGCAAACUAAUACUUGAGACUCUGGAACACGCGAUGAAUAAUCCAAACUGAGAAUUUCACACAUCAAAACAUGUUGAUUAAAAGUUAUGGAUAUGAAAUGUAAAUAGAAACCAAAAUAUAAAAUAAAUUAUUAAACAUAAUGAAUUUAAGUCCAAAAUGUCAGAAUUGUGAAUUUUGAAUAAAAGAAGCAUAUUUUUG
Molecule: messenger RNA, 2667 nt
Organism: Mytilus californianus (California mussel)
Lineage: Eukaryota; Metazoa; Mollusca; Bivalvia; Mytilida; Mytilidae
Product: prostaglandin E2 receptor EP4 subtype-like
Exons: 3
Coding region: 358-1671 (437 amino acids)
Biological process (GO): positive regulation of cytosolic calcium ion concentration; adenylate cyclase-activating G protein-coupled receptor signaling pathway; inflammatory response
Cellular component (GO): plasma membrane
Molecular function (GO): prostaglandin E receptor activity
Source: RefSeq, a predicted model, not a curated record